Messenger RNA from Melanaphis sacchari, 1761 nucleotides. Its product is annotated as SCAN domain-containing protein 3-like. The coding region runs from base 1 to 1761 and encodes 586 amino acids. The transcript has a single exon. Lineage: Eukaryota; Metazoa; Arthropoda; Insecta; Hemiptera; Aphididae. The record is from RefSeq and is a predicted model, not a curated record.
AUGUCUGAUGCAAAAAGAAAAUGCCGUCAAUAUAAUAUGACGUAUUUAAAGUUUGGAUUUAUUCCAUCGCCAUUCAACAUACAGCUCCCAAUGUGUUUAAUUUGUAAUAAAGUGUUCUCCAAUGAGGCAAUGAAACCAUCUCGUUUGCAGGAACAUUUGCAAAAAGUUCAUCCUGACAAACAAAAUAAAGAUUUGUCGUUUUUCACAAAUAUUAGGGACAAGUUUCUGAAGGCACCAUCGGUCUCAGGCUUAUUCGCAGGCUCAUCAAAACAAUGCGAUGAUGGUUUGAUUGCUUCUUAUAAUAUAUCGAAAUUGAUAGCAAAAUCGGGAAAAGCCCAUACCAUAGGCGAAGAGUUAAUACUUCCAGCUGUCAAAGAAAUUUUAGAAACGGUUUUACACCAUUCAGCCUCACACAGUGUAAUAAAAAAUGUCCCAUUAAGCAACGAUACUGUGCGACGGCGAAUCGACGAAAUGGCGGAAGACGUUGAAAUUUCAUUAUGUGAACUUCUAUCAUCCACAGAAUUUUCACUUCAAAUCGACGAAUCAACAUUGCCGAAUAAUGAGGCAUUACUAUUGGCAUACGUCCGGUUUGUAAACAAAGGAAAAAUCGUUCAAGAAAUGCUUUUUGCAAGGACCUUGAUUACUGACACAAAAGGUGAAUCUAUUUUCAAUAUAGUCAAAGACUUUUUUAAAGAAAAAAAUAUUCCUCUUAAAAAUGUUAUAUCUAUUGCCACUGAUGGAGCACCUGCAAUGGUAGGACGUCAUCGUGGGUUCAUAGCUUUUUUAAAAAAUGAAAUACCCGGUAUUUUAGCUAUUCACUGCGUCAUUCACAGACAAUAUUUAGUUGCAAAAAACCUCAGUGACCGUUUGCAUCAGUCAUUACAAUAUGUCAUAUCUGCUGUGAAUAAAAUUCGUAGUAAUUCGUUGAACAAUCGACUAUUUACAAAGCUAUGCGAGGAAAACGACGAAGAAUUCAAUCGCUUGCUUUUACACACCGAAGUUCGCUGGCUCUCCAAAGGUGCCUGCCUCAAUAGGUUUUGGAAUCUUUUCGAUUCUGUGCUUGAGUUUCUUGAUGAGAAAGAUGUAAAGCUCAAAAACAGGUUGUUACUAUUUAAAAGCGAUGUUGCUUAUAUGACCGAUUUAUUUGCAAAGUUUAAUGCCAUUAAUCUGCAACUGCUAGGUGACGAGCUCAAUUUAAUAACGUCAAAAUCGGUUAUUUCUGCAUUCCAAAAAAAAUUGACUUUGUGGAAGACCAAUUUUGGUCGCCAAGAGUUCAGCCAGUUCCCAGUCUUGGCUGAUCUGCACAAAAACAGUAAAAUAGCUUUCGACAACAUACAAGUUUACUGUCAACACCUCGAGUCUUUACAUAUGGACUUUUCAGAACGUUUUAAGGAUAUUUUGUCGUUGGAAGUUCCUCAAUGGGUCAUGAAUCCUUUUAUAAAUAUUGAGACAGCAGAGAUACAAAUUCAAGAAGAACUAAUCGAACUUUCAACUGAUGAAACAUUGAAAUCCACUUUCAAGGGUAGUGAUCGGCUCACGGAAUUUUGGCUUAAAACUAACAUAAUUCAUAAUUAUCCUGGACUGUGGACUCUCGUUAAAAAAAUGUUAAUAGCCUUUCCUUCCUCAUACCUUGUCGAGCGAGGGUUCAGCACUGUAACAGAUUUGAUUACAAAAAAGAGAAAUCGACUGGAUAUCGUGACAAGAGGAGAUUUACGACUUAAAUUAACAAACAUCGAACCUAAUAUAAAAAAAACUUGCUAA